AUACACCUCAGUGCACCUGCGCAGACAGCUCAUACACAAGUACGGAAUUACAAAUGCCAGACGUACGAAGUGCUGGAGUAGUAUGGGGCCUUUUGCUCACCGUGUUCUGGUGGUUCUCUACUCCGUACAGUAUGCUACUCCACGAAGAUGCGGCUUGCAGAUUGCUCCUGACCGUAUGGUUGAUGCCCAAUGUAGCGCUGUUUUGUUCCUGCCGAAACCCAGCCCCAGAAGGGAUACUCGUGCUGUUGAUUUGACAGUUGGCCAUCCACGACAGCAGGCAAUAUUUCAGGCUCUUAUGUUGAUCUGUCCGCGUUUAUCGCAUUGCAGACAUGGAUCGCUUUGAAUGUCGAUUUGAUUGGGCCGCCGAAAAAGAAUUUCAGUUUUUUUGCUUUUACUCUCGCAUGAGAAUUGCCAUGACCGAAAGGAUUGGGCGAUCAGGGCGAGAAAUUUCAAAAAACAAAAAAAAAAAAAAAAAAAAAAAAAACAACCAUCUACCCAGUACCCUCAUCAUCAUUCUUA
Molecule: messenger RNA, 519 nt
Organism: Aspergillus glaucus CBS 516.65
Lineage: Eukaryota; Fungi; Ascomycota; Eurotiomycetes; Eurotiales; Aspergillaceae
Exons: 2
Coding region: 83-343 (86 amino acids)
Source: RefSeq, a predicted model, not a curated record